AUGGUUAAUGGAAUGAACGUCUACACCAAUCAACUAUGUGCUGGAGACCAGUUAUCAGUUGAAAGGGCAGUUUAUUCUAUCCAUUCUGUAUCAAAUGGUUAUACGCCAGAAGACCGAUUGGAGGGCUUCAGAAUGCAGCUGGGUGUUUGGCACACAGGAGUCAAAAUUCUUGAGGUAAGCCAGUAUCCAGUCCUUAGUAUAUUGUGUUAUAUAUGUGUAUAUAGUGACAUUGUUGCUCCUCCAUGCCAGAAGAGAAGUUUUAUUUUAUCCCAGCAAAUGGGAAAAUUCAUCAGAGAUUUAGCUUUACAAUUUGGUGAACAAUUUCUCGAUUGUGAAAAAGAUUAAUAAAUAUGUCCAGAAUGCCAAAAAUGGCAAGUUAAAUCAGCCAUCAGUGAAAUUUCAAAAUUGCCAGGGGAGAAUGUCCCCAGACGCCUCAGAGGUAUGUGUUGUUUACUUUGAAAUCCCUGCAUAAUGUGGCAGAGGACUUUUGAUUAUUCUAAUAACUGUACAGUACUGGGAUAUUUAGUACAGCAUGUAUUCUUUUGAAAAUUAAGUGGUUGCAUGGUAUGAAUUGAUUGUAAAGUAUAUACAGGUAUAUACGAUUGGAAGGAGACUAAAACAGGAACAUUGUGAAAAGUGCAACUUACUCCAGCUCCACAAACUUGCAUCCUGCAAUUCUAUUGCAGUGGUUUCACAACUAAGGGAAAUGCACAAAAUAUCACAUGACAGACUGUGAAAUAAGGGGGAAACACAAAAAAAUAAUUAAUUUAUCAUUUUUCUUUUCCCUGCCCAUAAUGUAUUCUGUUUAACCCAUUUUGUUGAAGCACUCUCUAGAGUAAAAUACUAAAUCAGGGUCCAUUGCCACUUAAGGUGGCUCCCUACAGUUAGUACAAUUUAAAUACUAUUUAUAUAGAUCAGACUUCAUCCUCGCGACCUGCGCGUGGAAUCGUCGUGUUUACAGUUCGGCAAAAAUAUUGAAACAAGCCGCGGGAAGUUUUUUGGCGUUUUUAUCUGCAAAGAAAGCUCCAGUUUUUCAUUAUAAUCCUAAUUUUUUUGUGAAUUCGAACAGUACGUAUGUUAUUAACUAAUUUAACCAAUCUUUUAGUGUGUUUUUACGUAUUUACGUUCAGUAUUGUCUUUCAUAUUGCUCAAAAUUUUCAACUUCUUGUGUUGCGAACUGUCAAACUGAAAUGAUAAUGUCUUCUAUAACUCUUGAACAGUAGUGAACUGUCGCCGAAACUUAUGUAAGUUCUGUCAAUCAAUUCAAUUUACAGGUAUCGUUUUAUCUGCUAAAUCAAAUAGAACAGUUAUGAGUUGUUUUAUAUGAAAAGUUAAACUUGUAGUUCGAUGUUUUGAAAAGUUUUCACACUGAUUUUAACAACAAAAACAAAUGUAAACUAACACUGGAUUUAAUACAAUGCGUAUAAUAGUGUUUUUUUAUUAGUAUUUUCAAGAUUAAUAUUUCAUUUUCAUGUCAAACAAGUCAGAAAUAUCUGUUUUCUUGUAUUGUAAGCCAAAAAGUUGAAAUCACUAUAAAUCACACGCUACAAUUUACACGCAUGCGCAGAUCGUGCUCAUGUCGAGUCGAUUUUUUUUCAUGUUGGCCACGCCGAUUUUAGCAAUGAUUUUCUCGUGUUUUCUUCGGUGAAUUUUCGAAUUUUCUUAAACUUUGUAUUUUUGUUAUACAAGACGAGUGGUACAACAUAUCCAAAUUUUAAGAAAUUCUACAAAUAACUUUUUCUGUAACCGUCAUUCACGAAUAUCUCGAAAACUUAUUUGUAAAUUCCCUUCAAAUUUUGAUAUGUUUCUCCUUUAUGGACCAUAAAUCUUCAAAAAAAAUUUCAGAAAAAUUCACCGAAGGAAAAUAUAGAUAUUGUCAAUUUAUUGUGAAAUUAGACAAUAAAAGUGCAAAAGACUAAACAUCAUGGUUGCCAUGGCAACACGAACUCUGUUUUAAUUUGUUCAUAAAUGGACAGCACACAGCUUCUGAACUUUCCUGGAAAUGAUCAUAUUGCCUUGUCUUAAGUGUAUCUAAUAUAAAUUCGGUUCAAAGCGAACUUUAUUCAAAAUACCUAGAAUUUUAGAGAACUGUAGGGAGCCACCUUAAAGGGUUGACCAAUGGAAUGGUGAUGAUGAGUCUAUUGUUAAACCAUUGAGUGGCAACACUCUAAUCGACCUCCUGACAAAUAAAGUCUUCUGGCAUUAGACAGGGUAAAAUAACAAAGUAGGGCACAUAUGGGUGCAUUGCCAAUUAAAGGGUUAAACAUUUUAUAUGGUGUACAUUAUUCAUACAUGACAAACUUUAAUUUAAGUUAUAAAAUUAACAUUAAGUUAUAAAAUUGCUUCUUAUUGAUUUACUUAUUUAUUCUACAGUUAUUAUUCCGUCGUUGUUACUAUGCAAGUUCCUCUGAUGAUGAAUGUUCUAUCAUGUAUGACAGGAAUGUGAUCAAUCGGCGAAAUGUAAUAGAAGAUCCUCAUCAAGCAUACAGGGCGGAUAAAGAUUUUCUAGUUCUCGAAGUAACGGCACGUGUAAUAUUUGCUGCUUAUCAAGUGCUUGGUUUAAGUGAAUCAACAAGUCAACCCAAACAUUUCCCAAACAUUUUCCCAGUUUCUUCACAAGGCAGCUGCAAAGAUUGUUGA
Molecule: messenger RNA, 2640 nt
Organism: Paramuricea clavata
Lineage: Eukaryota; Metazoa; Cnidaria; Anthozoa; Malacalcyonacea; Plexauridae
Source: the annotation of a GenBank genome assembly